Messenger RNA from Ananas comosus (pineapple), 2730 nucleotides. RefSeq names its product alpha-N-acetylglucosaminidase. Lineage: Eukaryota; Viridiplantae; Streptophyta; Magnoliopsida; Poales; Bromeliaceae. The transcript is spliced from 19 exons. Bases 105 to 2504 code for a protein of 799 amino acids. The record is from RefSeq and is a predicted model, not a curated record.
AAAUUCCGCCUUGACUCCCGAACGAAGAUCAACGCUCCAACGGAGGAAGUUGAGCUAGCAGCAAGCAGGAAGGGAAGGGCAGAGUCGGACCCAAAUUUUCGACGAUGAGGGUUUUCCGCCUUCCGCUCCUCGUCCUCCUCCUGCUGCUUCCCGUCUCAUCGCCGUGGAAGUCCAGCAUGGAGGAGCUUUUCGGAAAGAUAGCGAGCCGCCGAGCUCCUGCUUCCGUACAAGAGGAGGCUGCUAAGGGAGUUCUCGAGAGACUGCUCCCCGCUCACCUCUCUAGCUUCCGCUUCGAAAUUGAUUCCAAAGGCAUCUGCGGGGAAUCAAUUUGCUUCCGGAUAAGUAACAUCGACAAUUCAAGCAGGGAUGCAGCUGAGAUACUGAUCGAGGGUACUACGGCAGUUGAACUUUCAUCUGGUCUUCAUUGGUACUUAAAAUACUGGACUGGUGCUCAUAUUUCGUGGGACAAGACUGGUGGAGUUCAGAUAGCUUCUGUCCCCUCACCUGGGUCUCUCCCACGGGUUGAUGCCCAGAGUGUGAAAGUUGAACGCCCUGUUCCUUGGAAUUACUAUCAAAAUGUUGUUACUUCCAGUUAUUCCUUUGUUUGGUGGGAUUGGAAAAGAUGGGAGAAGGAGAUUGACUGGAUGGCUCUCCAAGGAGUUAACCUACCUUUGGCAUUUACAGGACAAGAGGCCAUCUGGCAAAAGGUUUUUCAGGGUUUUAAUGUUAGCAGUGAAGAUUUAUAUGGCUUUUUUGGUGGACCAGCCUUUCUUGCUUGGUCUCGAAUGGGGAACCUACAUGGGUGGGGCGGACCACUUUCACAAAAUUGGCUGGAUCAGCAAUUGAAGUUACAGAAACGUAUACUGUCUCAUAUGGUUGAGCUGGGAAUGACUCCUGUUCUGCCAUCAUUCUCGGGAAAUGUUCCAGCUGUGUUUAGAAAACUAUUUUCCACCGCAAAUAUAACCAGACUUGGUGAUUGGAAUACUGUGGAUGGGGAUCCGAGAUGGUGCUGUACGUAUCUUCUUGGUCCAUCAGAUCCUUUGUUUGUUGAAGUGGGAAAGGCAUUUAUCAAGCAGCAAAUUAAAGAAUAUGGUGAUGUAACCGACAUUUACAACUGUGAUACAUUUAACGAAAAUUCCCCACCUACAAAUGAUCCUACAUAUAUUUCAUCACUUGGAGCUGCUGUCUACGAGGCCAUGUCGAAAGGCAAUAGGGAUGCCGUUUGGCUAAUGCAGGGUUGGCUAUUCUCGUCCGAUGCAGCAUUCUGGAAGCCACCUCAAAUGAAAGCACUCUUGCAUUCAGUUCCUAUUGGUAAGAUGAUAGUUCUCGAUUUAUUUGCUGAUGUCAAACCGAUAUGGAAGAAAUCGUCCCAGUUUUAUGGAGUUCCAUAUGUCUGGUGCAUGCUACACAACUUUGGUGACAAUAUUGAAAUGUAUGGUAUACUUGAUGCAAUUUCAUCUGGACCUAUUGCUGCUCGUACAAGCUACAAUUCAACCAUGGUUGGUGUUGGCAUGUGCAUGGAAGGAAUAGAGCAGAAUCCAGUAGUAUAUGAGCUUAUGUCUGAGAUGGCAUUCCGAAAGCAAGAAGUACAAGUAGAGGAAUGGUUAAAAAAUUACUCCUAUAGGCGGUAUGGUAGCUCUGUCCUUGCGAUUGAGGAAGCUUGGAAAAUUCUCUAUCAUACAAUAUACAACUGCACUGAUGGAAUAGCGGACCAUAAUAAGGACUACAUAGUCGAAUUCCCAGACAUCUAUCCUUUUCUAGAGGGUUCUCAACCUCCACAAAGACGGAUCAAGGAUCUUCUAUUGGUGAAGAAAAAUCAUAGAUUCUCCUUAAAAGAGACUUCCAAUGAUCUCCCACAACCGCAUCUAUGGUAUUCGACGAAGGAAGUCAUCAGUGCCCUUAAGUUAUUUCUCGAUGGUGGAAAUGAUCUAUCAGAAAGUCUAACUUACAGAUACGACCUUGUUGACCUGACAAGGCAGGCACUGUCAAAAUUUGCAAACCAGGUAUAUCUGGAUGUGAUCACUUCCUAUCAACGAAAUGAUGCAAAGAGCUUGGACCUUAAUAGCAGAAAGUUUUUGGAGCUUAUUAAGGAUAUCGACACCCUUUUAGCUUCUGAUGACAAUUUUCUGUUGGGAACAUGGUUAGAAAGUGCAAAAAGCUUAGCUGCAAGCCAGAACGAGAGAAGACAGUAUGAGUGGAAUGCAAGAACACAAGUUACGAUGUGGUAUGAUAACACGAGGACAAAUCAGAGUAAACUUCACGACUAUGCUAACAAAUUUUGGAGUGGGUUGCUGAAGGAUUAUUACCUUCCAAGAGCUUCGACAUAUUUCAGCUAUCUAUUUCGUAGUUUGCAAGAAAACAAGUACUUUCAGCUGGAAGAAUGGAGGGAAGAGUGGAUAUCUUAUUCUAACAAAUGGCAGGCUGGGGACGGGCUAUAUGCUGUUAGCGCUGUUGGCGAUGCUUUUGGAAUUUCAAAGUCCUUGUUCGAAAAGUACUUAAGCUGACUGUUUGAAGGGUUUAAAGUAAGUUCUAGAUAUGGAAUGACAUGAUCAAAUAUUGCAAUAGAUCUUGGAAAUUCUUCCUCUCAUUUACUAGUUUAUAUUAAGUUCUGCUGGUUGGUGCAAAAUCUGACUGUACUUAAGAUUGGAUUCAUCCAUGAAUAAAGGUUCGUGUCUUUGUUUCUCAAAGAAAAAUAAAUGUAUUAUCUUCCGACCACUAUUUUUGGGUGUU